GAAUAUAUGAAAGUUUAAAAGAUAUCGCCCUGAUAUCAAAGAAUUGUGGUGGGAUUGGAAUCGACAUUAGUGACAUCUGUGCAAAUAGUGAUUAUAUUAAAGGAUCUAGUAGAUAUUCUUCCAGUGGAGCGAUUAUGGUAAACCUAGCGAUUUGGCACCGUGAUGUAGAGGAGCUUUUACGAAUCUGCCAUGAGUUACAGACUAUUUUUUCACUCAUAGAUGCAAAAAUAUCACUAGGAUAUGACCUAAACGGAUUAUAUGGUCAGGAAUUUAAUAAUGCAUAUAUUCGUUGUGAG
Molecule: messenger RNA, 296 nt
Organism: Racocetra persica
Lineage: Eukaryota; Fungi; Glomeromycota; Glomeromycetes; Diversisporales; Gigasporaceae
Source: the annotation of a GenBank genome assembly